Misgurnus anguillicaudatus (oriental weatherfish) is the source of this 4840-nucleotide messenger RNA. RefSeq names its product methionine sulfoxide reductase B3 (gene msrb3). The record is from RefSeq and is a predicted model, not a curated record. NCBI's taxonomy places the organism in Eukaryota, Metazoa, Chordata, Actinopteri, Cypriniformes, Cobitidae. Gene Ontology annotation, molecular function: peptide-methionine (R)-S-oxide reductase activity. Gene Ontology annotation, cellular component: cytoplasm. Gene Ontology annotation, biological process: response to oxidative stress; protein repair.
CCGGCGCGCGAGAGGAAUUUCCCACAAUGCAUCUGUCAUUACCUAAGAAGUACACAGACGGGUCGCUGUUUGACAAAUGCGCUGCUCUCCACUCUCCAGUCUGCUGCUGUGCCUGGCUUUAGCACUGUGUCUUCUGUCUGCUUGAGAAGUAGGAGGGUGUUUUAGCGGGCGAUCCUUGUCUCGUCCCUAUCUCUUGUCCCAGCAGCAUCAGCUCCAGCCAUGUCCGGGUUCAAUCUUCUGCAUCUGGUCAGCCAGGGCCAACCUGUAAAACUGAAGGCUUGCGGGCUUCCCUCAGGAACGUGUCGUAGCAAGAAGACAUGGCCCAAAACCUUCUCCGAGGAAGAGUUGAGGAAACGCUUGACCCCAAUGCAGUACCAUGUUACUCAGGAAAAAGGCACAGAAAGUGCUUUCACAGGAAAAUAUACAGAUAACAAAGAGGAGGGAACCUACCAUUGUGCCGUCUGCGGUGCCCCUCUCUUCACGUCUGAUAAGAAGUUUGACUCAGGAUCAGGAUGGCCUUCCUUUUUCGAUUUGAUCAAUAAGGAGUCUGUAACGCAAACUGAUGAUUUUUCAUAUGGCAUGCAUAGAGUGGAGACAACCUGCAGUCAGUGUGGAGCUCACCUUGGCCACCUCUUUGAUGAUGGACCCCGGCCUACAAGGAAGCGUUACUGCAUAAACUCCGCCUCCCUCAGUUUCCAAUCAAAAAACAGUGCUUCUGGAGAGGCGCGACCAAUCGGAGAAGCAGGCCAAUCACCGUCUUCUAGUAAGAACGAUGAACUUUAACAGGACUUGAAAUAGACCAAGUUGCAUAUGUCACGCAUAGACUACUCCAGAAAUAUCAAUUCCAUAUAUUUCAUGUUCGGGUGAAUAUAUUUUGCAACAUUUGUCUGAAUGAUGGGUCCGUCAGAAAUGCAGUAUGCAAUGCCAGAUUCAGGAUCUGGUUAUAAUGGCCUUAUGUUUGCUUCUCAACUUCAUGACAUAAGUAAUAGCGUUCUGAAAAGCUGACUUUGAUCUGAAAAAAAGUUUGGUGGCUUUCAUAAUCUUCGGACUAUACAGGGUAAUAUUUUUGAGAUCAAAGAUACAGUGGGGUCCUGUGGCAAAUUUCAGUUUAGAAUGGAAUAUGCAAUAUGGCAAUGCAUUUUUUGUAUUUAAAGGCGGGGUGCAUGAUUUUUGAAAAACACUUUGGAAAAGUUAGUCGGGCAGAGUACCAAGACACAGUUGUAGCCAAUCAGCAGUAAGGGGUGUGUUUGUUUGGGUGAUUUCAAAUGUCAACAUCGGCUUUCAGAGAUCAUGCACCCCGCCUUUAAGUUUACAUUUUCCAUGCUAUAUGCACAAUGUUUGGUGUAAAAUGAAAAUUCAAUCAUUUAAUUUAACAUUUAACAGUUUUGUUUCAAAUGCGUUUUUUAAUGCUUUUUAAGUUGUAAAAUUGAAUUGGAAAUGUUUUUCCUGAACUGAUUAGAUGUGUUUAACAUGGUCAAGGAAAAACUGUAGCAAAAUUAUUAUUUAAAUGUAAUUUUCCUAAAUACAUUUAUGGGUACAACACAUGGGAUUGCAUAUUCAUUUACAUAGCGCGCAAUGGAUGUAGAAAACACCAAAUGUAUAUACAAAAAUUAAAUUUUCAUUUUGCACCAAACUACCGAGCCCCUGAGGUGACACUGGAGUAAAAAAAUCUAAAGUUUAGUUUCAUGUGCUCACGUGAAACUUUCGUGUGCUCACGUGAAACCUUCAUGGGCAGAAUUUUUUUUUUAAGUUUAGUUUCACGUGCGCACGCGAAACUAAACUUUAGUUAAUGUUUCUCCAUGUCCCUUUAGGGGUUCCAUACCAAACAUUGCACGCAUAGCAUGUGAAAUGUACAUUUAAAUACAGAAAUGCAUUGGGUCCAAGCACCCUGAGACAACAUAAAAAAUCUGUUGUUUUAUGUAGGCCUUAACUCUUUCCCCGCCAUUGACAAGUUAUUUCUUCAAUUAAGAGAAAACAUUUGCAUAAAAAAGUGAGCUCCUGAUGAGUUUUUAUGGUUAUCUGUAAUACUGUGAUUAUCCACUAGAUGGUGAACUUACCCAGUUUAUAAAAAUACACAUUCAGUGUAUGUUUUGAUAAUCGUUCGGAAUCCGAUCUCUAACAAAAACUUUCACAAAAAUGCAUUUAUUUCAGCUUUUUGAAAAAAAAUAUUUGUAAAGAAAAAUACAUAUUUAAGAGUUUAUAAACAGAGAAAAAAUAUAGAUAGGAUGAAACGUUUGUUUGUUCGUUUGAAAGCAGAAGGUCUGUUCUUUAAUUUGAUAUAUUUGUAUGUUUAUAUAUUUUUAGAAGAAAUCCUGGAAGGCAUUUUUGUGAAAAUCACACAAAAUGCUGGCGGGCAACUUAAAAAAAAAAUGCUGGCGGGGAAUGAGUUAAUAUGAAGUUAUGGCAUGAAAUGAACAAUAUUUAGGAUUGCUCAUCUGAUGUCACUAAUUAACUACUACAUUUACAUUUAGGCAUUUAGCAGAUGUUUAUAUCCAGCCUGAUCGCACGAUAAUUCAUAUAUAUUAAUUUUACAAGUUGGCUAAUUCGUAUACAAAGUCAAUUGUAUGUGCAAAAACGUAUUAUUAUCUUGAAAAAAUAAACUAUAACAAAACCACACCCCUAACCCCAAGGUCACAGGGGUCAAGGCAUAUAUACAAAAAUGUACGAAUGUGGUCGUUCAAAUUUGCCACCUCGUAAAAUACGUAAGAAUUGCCAUGAGAUCGCGUUAUAUCCAAAGCGACAGAUAACAGUGAGGAGAAACAAUCAAGACAUUUAGGGCCCUAUUUUAACGAUCUGAAACGCAAGUGCGAAGCGCAAAGCGCAAGUGACUUUUUGGGCAGAUCUUGGGCGCUGUUGCUAUUUUCCCGGCGGGAGAAAUAACUUUUGCACCAGGCGCAAAUCAAUAAUGGGUUGGUCUGAAGUAGGUUCAUUAUUCAUAGGUGUGGUUUGGGCGUAACGUCAAAUAAACCAAUCAGAACGCUAUCCAACAUUCCCUUUAAACGCAAGGGCGCAAGUUCCAUGGCGGGUUGCUAUUAUUAUGACGGAUUUACCAGGCACACGUCAGGAGCGGUUCACAGCCGAGGAGACUGACGUUCUUGUAAGAGCAGUCACAGACAGAGAAGUUGUUUUGUAUGAGGAUGUGAGAAACCCGCCCAAAUCAGCGUCGAUUAAACAGGCGUGAGAGGAAAUAGCCACAAUUGUCUCAUCAGCUGGCAUCCCCAUCGUUGCGCCAAGCGCUACAAUGAUGUCAGGAGACGGGGAAUCCCAAGCUUGCCAGCAUAAAUCGAGCACGCCGUGUAACGGGAGGUGGAUCUGCCUCUACACAUGACCUGACGCCAGCAGAGGACAUCGCUGCGUCCACCCUCACCGCUGAAAGUGUUUGGGGGCUUUGAAAUCGGAAACGCAAACAAGGUCCAACCCCAAAGUACACUUACAAAUCAAGUUCAUAUACAUUAAGGUUUCUUAUGAAAACAUUUUAAUUAUUAUUUACAUAAAAUAAACGUAAUACAGCCACACAACAAACUUAUGAAAAUAUUUUAAAUAUUAUUUGCAUGAGAAUUUUUUAACGCAGCCACACAAUAAAUAAAAACUAUCACCACAAUGCUCACCACUAUGAUUUCCCUUAUCUCAUGUAUUAAUAUUUUUUAUUGUAACAAUUUGGGAUUUGCAAAAAUAACUGUUGCAUCUGUGUAGAUUAGAUAAGCAAAGUGUGUGCGCGUUGUGCACGCUAUACAUUAUGGUCAAGCAUGCGCCCUUAAAAUAGCAUAAUGAACCACGCGCAACGCGCCACUGACUUUAGACUAGUUUUUUUCCGGUCAGUGGCGCAAUUGUUUUUUUAAACUGCAAAAUAGCAUCAGGGAUGGUUGCGCCGGAACACGCCUCCUUUUUGCGCUGAACCGCCCAGAGAGCGCAAGUUCAUUCCCUAGUUUGCCAAAGUGCAUCUGUGGAGGGAAAAACCCGCCGGUGCAAAAUACGAAUGAUACAUGCGUCACUGACAAAGUCAAUUGCGCUGGGUGCAAGAUAGUGCCCUUAGUCUUAGAUGAAUUAAAUAAAGUCACAUUUUGGAAACUUUCCAUGGAAAUUAUACAGGAAUAUAUGGAAAUUUUGGCACACAGAUAAAGAUGAGUCAGAUGUUUAGGAAGCUAAUGUUGUAUGUGAUACAGUUUGUAUAAAUGAUCCAAAAUUGACUAAUAAUUUCCUUUAAUUCCAACUUCGAAUUUUUCCAAAAUUCCUGAGCUUUGCAAAUUGCAAGCAAAUUUGUAAUACUGUGAAGUUACACAUUUCCAUCCUUUUAAAUUUUUGGUAGCAUUCACAAAACUUCCUUGGAAAACAUGGAUUAUUAAGAUUUGGACACUUUAAUAUUUCACACCAGUGCAAUAUUAAAAUAUAAAUAUAAAAUAUUUAAAAAAUAAUAAUGACUUAUCACUUAAAUUUUUGAUCAAAAAGAAUUUUGGAAAAUCAUAUUCGUGGUCAAAGACAUUUGGACUCCACUGUACAUUGAAAGCCCAAUGAUUAGAAACAAAUCCUAUACGUGUACUCGGAGAGCCGAGCUGUUUCUGAAGUGACAUGCGAUACAGGGAGGUCAUGAAGUUUGAGGAAAAUGCUAUGCAAGUGCUCCUGUAAGCAAAAGUGGAGAACAAAGCAUUCUUUGAAAUAAAAUGGAACAGAUGAUAAAUGUUUAGUCUGAACACAAAUGUAGCCUGACUUUUAAAGGUGCUUUUUUUGGUCUCCUUGCUUGCAGUGCCUAUUUUUUUUCUUGGAUGUGAGUUCACUUUGAUUGAUAUUGAAUAUGAAAUUUUGAUUCAUAUUGAACAGUGUGAAUAAAGAGUUAUUAAGAAUG